CGCUCGGGUUAUCAUUAAGUGAGAGCACGGACAGCUGGAUAUUUAUUUCAUAAGUUUGACAUUAUUUGCUGGGAUUAAUUAAAUGUAUGGGUAAGAUUAUGUAAACAAUGGAGAAUGUUUAACUCCAUUUUGACAGAAUGUUACAAUGAGAAGUAGGUUUCCUCUCACCUUAUGCUACUUCAAAAUCAGGGACUGGACAUAUUUUUAAAAAGGAUCUUUAUGCAUUAAGCACGUAUUGAUUACUCAAAUGGUCUAUUACAUCUGCAGCUGUGAAAGGGUUGUUCAUUGUAGAGAUUUUGGUUAAGUCUUCAAAGAUUUUUAGGCUAAAUUUAUCUGUAUUAUUACUUGAACUACUAAUCUCAAGUACAAGAAAAUUAUAUCACUAAAAUUGUGUUCUGCGUGUUAAUAUUUCAACAUUUUUUGUUUAUUUGCCUGAAGAAAAACCCAAUUGAUUUGAGUCUGCUACCUCCAGGGACGGUCAUCUUGGCAAAGAGCUUCACUUGUGUGAUUGGCCCCACAGGAGUGUGUGUGGCCUAAGGUGGAGCCGUCAGCAGAGCGAGUCCUUUUGCAGAGACGGAAUCAUGCAGGGAAACGCAUCUUCGCCUCUGAACUCAACCUCCCUCCCGACGCCACUCCCUCCCAACACCACCGCUGACAUCAACGCCACAGUGAAACCGUUCAGUGUGUUUGAAGGGUGCGAGCAUCAGGUUGAAGGCAUUCUCUUUGACCUGACCGUGCAGAGCAUCAACGUACUCGUGGGAAUCCCCGCCAACUUAGCGGCCCUCGUGAUCCUCAUCCGCAGCCGUAAGAACCCCUCAACUUCUGACAUCUUCUUGGGCUGCCUUGCUUUCAUGGAUUUCUACUUUGGUACCAUGACCCCCUUCAGCUUCCUAAACUUGUACUACUGGCACAGCAAAGCGGUGUGGUUCGCCCUUAAGUUCUCCUAUGGGGUGAAAGACACAAGUGGGCCACUGUUUCUGUCCUGCAUUUGCCUCGAUCGCUUUGUGGCUGUGAUCUUUCCAGUCCAGUUCGGCCAGUUCAAACCCAUCAAGUACAGAUUAAGCCUCUCUGUGCUGGUGUUGUGCCUCACCUUUGCAUACUCUGCAGCCAAAACUGUGGGAGGCCUUCCCAACUUUGAGAAGGUAUUCACCGUUCAGAUCCUGGUAGCAUUUAGUUGGAUGAUGUUGUGCAAUGUGUGCGUCCUGUGGGCCCUGAAGAAGUCCCGCGGUGCAGGGAAAGACGAGAUGCACCCCAUGAAGAAGAAGGCCUUCAAGACGGUGCUGUCUCUCCUUUGUAUCAUUGUGUUUAACUACCUGCCACCUGUAGCACUGUUCCCUUUUCAAGACCACUAUUCCCCUGAGGUGUUUCGCUGCUAUGUGCAGCCUGUGGGCUUCGCUUUUGUCAACAUCAGCAGCACGAUCCAGCCGAUUGUUUAUCUGUCCCGGCUGGAGAAGCUGCCUUUCCUGCCGAACACCUGCGUCCAAAAGUGCUGCAACUGUUUGUCUGCAAAGAAACACAAAAUCUCACCAGCACAAAUCUCAUCUACUUAAGUUCAAGAAUAUAUAUGUAUAUCAAUGGUGGUGGACGUUCAGUUUAGCAGAAGAGCUGCGUGAGAAAUACGCUGAUGCAAUGCAACUGUACAUUCAUGUUUCCUUUUUGUGACUUGUUUUUCAUCUCUUGUGCAUUUGUUUUCCAAAUAAUGAAUAUAAAAACAUCAAAAGUCAAC
Molecule: messenger RNA, 1726 nt
Organism: Gasterosteus aculeatus aculeatus (three-spined stickleback)
Lineage: Eukaryota; Metazoa; Chordata; Actinopteri; Perciformes; Gasterosteidae
Source: RefSeq, a predicted model, not a curated record